AUGCGACAAACCAACACCAACCCAAAGCCGGAUCAAUGAAAACUUUUUUGUUUUGGUCUCGAUCCCAUUCGUUGGUUCAGUGUGGUGCAGUGGCCGACACAUUGAGGGCAAAGUUAUUAAAUUAUCCUGGCGCAGCAGUAAGAAAGAAGAAACCGGUCAGCAGGAAAACAUCAUACUGCAUCAUUUUUGUUCCUGAAUUUGUGGAAAGUGCAUUGCUUCGCUGCUACGCCUGGACUUCGAGUGAUGUAUUAAAGUGCAAGUUUUCUGUAGAGAAAUCGCAACAAAUAAAAUAGGAUGGAUUUUUUACUGCUCCUGGGCGUGGUGGUGGCCAUCUAUGGAGUCCUGUUGUUUUUCGACAACUUUUUCAAAAGUUGCAUGCACUAUCCGUAUGAGGCGUUUCUAAAGGGGACGGGUUUGUCGGUUAAAUUCCUCCGGUUGCAGUGGCACACGACGGCGCUGAACCGAUCCAUCGUCAAAUGGAGCACGGCUUAUCCCAAACUGCUGGAACUGAAUUUCAGCCUAGGCGUUUACCUGUCGAUUUUGCUUAUGCCGCUUGCAUCCCUGUUGAUCGUGGUGUCCGCUUUUCACACCAAGAGUUCCGGCAAACCGAGCACGGAUAGCGCUGCAGGAGCUUCCGGUGCGGUCGCUGAGACGGUUUCACUUGAUCUACUCAUUCCGGGGGUUAAUCUGCCACUAAAUGAGAUCGGAUUCUAUAUUGCGGCACUGGCGAUCAACAGCGUUGUGCAUGAGCUGGGUCACGGAUUGGCUGCUGUCUUGGAGGAUGUUCCAAUCAAGGGUUUCGGAUUCCACGUGAUGUUAAUUAUCCCGAUGGCCUACACACAGCUUGAUUCGGAUCAGUUGAACGCGUUGAAGACUUGGAAGCGGCUGAAAGUGCUCUGUGCCGGAAUUUGGCACAAUCUGCUGUUAGGUGCGUUUGCAUAUUUACUGUUCGUUACGACUCCGGUGAUGCUGUCGGCGAUCUACCGAGUGAAUGAAUCCGUGAUGGUGACCAGCAUUAAGAACAAUUCGCCGCUGUUGGGAGCACGAGGACUGGAAGAGGGAGACAUCAUCACAUCAAUCAACAGCUGCGAAGUCCGAAAUGAGGUAUCCUGGUAUGACUGUCUCCUGGAAUCUCUCCAUUCUCAGCCAUCCUACUGCAUUUCGCCCGACUUUGUCCACCUUAACGACGAAUCCGUUCCCAUCUCGCACAAAAAUGACGGCCUCAUCGAGUGCUGCAGUAUUGAAAAUAAAGCAUCCAACUGCUUCGAAUACAUGGUCGAUGUGAAUGAGGAGGACGUGGCCCUUCCGCAGCACAUGUGUCUCAACAUUCGGAAGGUGAUUGAAAAUUCCUUUGGGUAUUGCCAUCAAAAGCCCAUUUGCUCCGAAGGCCACUGUUUCAAACCGAUGAUCAACAACUUUACGACCAUACUGCAAAUCCGGCGGGACCACAAACCGGACGUUAUCUACAUUGGCCACCCAGCGGACCUGACGCGCACCGUCCGAAUCUCGCAGUUCGUUCCGAAGACAUCGAUUUUCCGGCCGGGUUUCGCCGACGACAUUCAACUGCUGCUCAAAUACGUGACCGUGUUUGCCCUGGGGCUCUCGGUCAUAAAUGUGAUUCCCUGUUUCGGAUUCGACGGGCAGCACAUUGUCAGUACGCUGCUGACGAACGGAUUGGUUGUUAGCCGGGUGCCACAAAAAAGCAAACGGGACGUGAUUGCACUGUGUAUCAACAUCGUUGGGACGCUUUUUGUUUUCAUACUGCUGACCAAGGUCUUUUGGCAGAUGCUGUUCAAGGCCUUGUGGCAGUAGGAGUGAGAUAGAGGAGGGUUAGAGAUGAAUCUGAACUUUGUACAACUGACUGGUUCUACGUUGACGUAGAAUCGCACUUCUAGGUCGUAACAUUGAGAAAUCAUGUGGUGUAGUCAAUAGUGUUUAAGAGACGAUUUACGAGUUAAGGAAAAUCACGAAACGAAGAUGAUAGCAAUAGCCGUUAUGAAUAGUUUAUAGCGAUGACGUAGCCGUGUGUGGAUGUAUGUAUGUACUGAGCAACGAUGUGCAACUUUGUUUGUAGUACUAACUGUACACCGAGUAUUGACAAAAGUGUAGCUAAAUACAAUCACUCUUUUGAAACAUGAAA
Aedes aegypti (yellow fever mosquito) is the source of this 2140-nucleotide messenger RNA. RefSeq names its product membrane-bound transcription factor site-2 protease (gene S2P). Gene Ontology annotation, molecular function: protein binding; metalloendopeptidase activity. The record is from RefSeq and is a predicted model, not a curated record. The transcript has 3 exons. Gene Ontology annotation, cellular component: cytoplasm; membrane. Gene Ontology annotation, biological process: regulation of response to endoplasmic reticulum stress; membrane protein intracellular domain proteolysis. Bases 295 to 1812 code for a protein of 505 amino acids. NCBI's taxonomy places the organism in Eukaryota, Metazoa, Arthropoda, Insecta, Diptera, Culicidae.